AUGAAGCCUCAGCAGCACAUGGCCAUUCGAAGGCUCAGCCUGCCGUCUUCCUCGCUCCUCCCCACGUCAUCGUCCUCGGCCGCCGCCUCUUCUUCCCCUCUCACGCCCCUCUCACCCGUGAUACAUCGAGCCAGGCGAGACCAGCACAUGCUCGCCAUCGACGGGUGGCUCCUGCACGUCGCCAAGCAGGCCGACGGCUCCCUCCUCCUCAACUUCCAGCACGAGUCGUGCGGCGCAGCUGCCGCCUCGUCCUCUCGUGAUCGCCCCAACGAACGACCGUGGUGGACCUGGGAGCAGGUGCUUCUUAGAUGCAGCGGAGUAUCGCGAAGAUGCGGACGGUACCCUGACGAAGCGCACGAGAUUACUGCCGAGGAUGGCGCCGCCUCGGAGACGCAAUGCGCCCCGCCCACCACGAUUAGCCUCGAGAACGUCGAGGCGGCGGACGUCGCGCAGUCGGUCGUCUCUACCCUCCUCACCUCUCUCACCAACGACACCAGCAAGACCAGCAAGACGAAGCGCUACUCGAGUAGUACUACUGCCUUCGAAUUGGAGCCUUUCGCCGCCAACAACGAUGAGGCGGAGCUCCGAAGAGGAAGGAAGCGAGGAGCCGACGACGAUGACUCGAUUGAGAUGACGAUCGAGGAGGCCGCGGAAGAAGAAAGCUCUGAGUCGACUGAGAGCGACAAUGAUGAACAGGAAGAGGAAGAAGAGGAAGAUGAAGACUGCACGAGAUGCUACCAGAACGCUCUCAAGCGUAGGCGGAGAUGGAGGGCCGACGACGUCAAGAGCGCCCUAGGGUCGCCCUGUUCGCCUUCGCCCAUCGACCCCACCUUCUCGGGCAUGCCGGCCGAGAUCCAGCUGCACAUCCUGCAGCUGGUGCCUAUGCUCGACCUCCUCCGCACGGUGCCCCUCGUGUCGCGUCAGUGGAACGACCUGGUGCGUGACGACGGCCUGUGGCGUCUGCUCAAGACCCAGUACUUUGGCUCCGCGACUCGUCCCAGCUGCCCUCGCGGCUUCCUGUCGCAGACCCUGCACGACAAGAUGAACGCGGCCUCGUCGGCCUCAUCGUUGUCGCUGCCCUCGUUCCGCGACCAGUGCAUCAGCUUCCUGCGCGAGCUCAAGGUCCUCCAGCAAAAGCACCACCGGCGGCUUUACGAGGAGGAGCGCAGCUACCGCCAGCAUCAGCUCAUAUGGGGCUGCAGCGGCGGCCACGCGAGCUUCGUCCACGACCUGUUCCGCUACCACGACAGCCUCAUCGACGUCGACAUGCUCUCCGCCUCGGGCAACCACGCCGAACGCACUCCACUCAUGGUCGCAGUCGCUGCGGGCAAUGACGGUGUAGCCUCGUUCCUUCUCCUCGAGAAGAACGCCGAUGUGAACCGCGCCACCAGCGACGGCUCCACGCCGCUCAUGAUCGCCGCCAGCAAGGGCCACAAGAACGCCGUCCAGUUCCUGCUCGACCAGCGGGCCGAAGUCAACAGGAUCACCAAGAACGGAUGCUCUGCCCUCAUGCUCGCGGCCCUGGCUGGACACGAGGAGAUCGCGGCGCUCCUGCUCGAGCGCGGGGCCGACCCUUGCGGCAAGACGGUCGACGGCUCGACUGCCCUGAUGAUCGCCGUGAGCAAGGGGAACAAGCAGAUCGUUUAUUCGCUCCUGCAGCACACACCGGCCAAUCAGAGAUCGCAUGUGGUGAACGAAACGAGGAAGGACGGAUGGACCGCCCUGAUGAUCGCCUCCACCAAGGGCGAGGAGGAGCUCGUGCGCGUGCUCGUGAAGCACGGCGCCGAGGUCAACAAGCGCAAGACCGGCGACGGGUGCACCGCACUGAUGUUUGCCGCAGCCAAGGGGCACGAUGAGAUCGUGCGUUUUCUGCUGUCGCACCACGCCGAUGUAAAUACGCGCAACCGUGACGGAUGGUCUGCGCUGAUGAUCGCCGCGGAUUGGGGCCACAAGGGAUGCGUGGAGGUGUUCAUCGAGAACAAGGACCUCUUCACCGCCAACGGCCACCCCUUCGGGCGAGUGAAUCUGCGGAUGGCGCUCAUCGUGGCCUUCAUGAAGAAGUACUACGACAUCUUCUCGCUCCUCCUUCAAGUGGGUCCUCCGUAG
Messenger RNA from Acanthamoeba castellanii str. Neff, 2106 nucleotides. RefSeq names its product Fbox domain containing protein. Gene Ontology annotation, molecular function: protein binding. The transcript is spliced from 6 exons. The record is from RefSeq and is a predicted model, not a curated record. NCBI's taxonomy places the organism in Eukaryota, Discosea, Longamoebia, Acanthamoebidae. Bases 1 to 2106 code for a protein of 701 amino acids.